AUGGCUACCAUCAAGACUCCAGCCAUUGCCUGCAUAGGUGUCAUUGGCAGACAAAACAACCCUCUCCACAUUUCCAUAUUCCCCGCAGAAGGCGAGAAAGAAGAGCGCAGCAGACUCGAUUUUUCCUUCAUGCUCUCAACCUGCCUCGACAUCUUCGAAGCUCGUCUACCUGAGAAAAACGUCGGCCAAGACUUUGGCCUCCUCCAAGCAAUUGAUGAACGACUGGCCAUGUAUGGCUGGCUCACCAACACUGGUGUGAAACUGGUCAUUAUCGUUGACAUGGAAGCUCGUCAGUCUCCGGCCAAUGAUACCAGAACUCCUCCCGUUCUGGGCCUCAAGAACUCCGAUCUCACACCUGCUUUCCAAGCAUUGCAAAGGGCAUAUAUCAAUCUGCUGAGAAACCCUUUCUAUUCGCCUGAAGACCACUCUCCUAAUGCCAAUGCUCAUCAAUCGGCUGCAUCGACUCAAAUCACCAGCCGCAACUUCAUCAAUGAGGUCAACCGCAUAGGACAAGUCUGGGCUCCUGCCAUUGCUUCUCGCUGA
Molecule: messenger RNA, 543 nt
Organism: Aureobasidium namibiae CBS 147.97
Lineage: Eukaryota; Fungi; Ascomycota; Dothideomycetes; Dothideales; Saccotheciaceae
Product: Sedlin
Exons: 3
Coding region: 1-543 (180 amino acids)
Biological process (GO): endoplasmic reticulum to Golgi vesicle-mediated transport
Cellular component (GO): TRAPP complex; cytoplasm; nucleus
Source: RefSeq, a predicted model, not a curated record